Molecule: messenger RNA, 7874 nt
Organism: Cygnus olor (mute swan)
Lineage: Eukaryota; Metazoa; Chordata; Aves; Anseriformes; Anatidae
Gene: SYT16
Product: synaptotagmin 16
Exons: 11
Coding region: 3590-5350 (586 amino acids)
Source: RefSeq, a predicted model, not a curated record
UCCAUCCUGGGGGCUCGCUGACUCCCUGUCUCUUGACACACACUCAGGGGCCUGGCUGUUUUACACAAUUCUCUUUGGUCUCAUAUUUCUUUUGAAUAAAGCUUGAGGCAGAGGGGGAAGCGUAGUUUUACUUUGAGCAUAAGAAGCGGGAGGUGCAUUUGUUUUUGCAAACUUUACACUAAGCUUUUUUUUAGGCAUUAGUGCUGAGUGGUAUUCAGAAAUCACGGCAGCAUCAAAACAUCCUGGGAGGAGAGCAUCAGCACGGGCUGAAACACAGCUAGCGGCACGUGGGGAGCUUUGGGAAUGGGGCUGGCAGCGGGGCUGUGGCUUCAGGGAGGCCUCCUGACACCUCUGUGGGACCCUGCAGCUUCCUCCUCCUCCCAGCUUUUACAAAUCCCCCUCUGGCACCUUCUCCCCGUGCUCCCUGGCGAGGGGAUGCUCGGUCUUGGAAACAGCGGUGUAAAGGUUCAUGUGAGAUGCAUUGUCCAGGCCUUUAAAAUAACAGCUUGACAUUUAGCGGGGUAUAAAAGGAAUAUUUUUGCAGUUUAGCUGGUGGCUGACAAAUAAUAAUAAAAACUGUGUCUGUUUGAAAGGGUGCUUGAAUUUCUGCCAGUUCUGCCACAGCUCUUCUAGCAACAGUUUGUGGGGGUGAAAAAGUGGUAGAAAAAGAGAAGUGUCAAGUAGACAAGGAUAGGAGCUUUAUUCUCCUAGUGUUAUUGUAGUGAUAUUCCUGUAGUACUUUUUUCAUUGUAACAUAACAAAUGAUAUAUUCAAGAAUAAAGUUUAGAGUAGGAGGUUAAUGCCAGAGAGCAAAGAAAGCAGCUGAGGGCGUGAGAGUUGGACUAAGACUUAAAUUGUUUCCCGUUUUCCUUCAGAAAUAUAACGGUCCUGAUGAAUUCUGGAGAAAUUUAAAUAAAAGUGGAUCAAUACGUUUAUUACCACAGAAAAAUGGUAAGGGCCACAGUGAAAGUUGCAGUCUUCACCCAGCCUGAGGAACCAGACAGCACAUCGCCUGCCCGAUGCAUGGGACACCCAGGGUGGCAAGGCUCCUGUAAGUCAAGGGGCUUGGCGUCUGCUCGGCAAGGAUUUUUUUUUUCCUCCCUCUUCAGCUCUAAGUAGCUUUUAUUUUGAAGCUCCCAGUCUGGACUAUUCUUCAGGGAUCUGCCAGGCAGCAACUUUUAAAAACAGAUUCAUCAGAAUGCAUUUUUUUUUUCUUUUUUUUUUGGGUGGGGGUGAGUGAAAAAUUGCCUCAGGGAGCAGUUAGCUUUAGAGAGGCAAGACAUUGCUGAUAGCUGAUUAGAGCCAACUUCAAAAUUGCUACAGGCACUGGGGCCAGAAGCUGGUUUUGGUGGUGAACGGCCAGGUCUGCAAGCUCCUGGGCAGGGGUUGUACUCCCCUCCUUCCCUACGUUUUUGUCUGCCUUCCCCAUGGACCCUCCUGCUUUGAGCAUUGGGUGUAGCUAGGUUCAGCUGAUGUGAUUUUAUUCUACAGCUUUUCCAUACUGCUUGUGAGGAGGACGGGAUAUUACAGAAACCAGGAACAGAAUUUUGCAGUAAUUAAUAAGUUGCCGGGAAGAUCUUCAGUUUCUCUGCAGGGAGAAGAGGCAGUGGGGAUGGAUUUGACCUGAAUGAUGGGGAAAGCUAACCCUUCUAAAGUGGAUCAAAUGUACAUCCCAAAUCCAUGUUCAAAGCAUCAAUUGUGUGGAUAGUGAGAACAGGAUGUGAUCUUACAGCAAGCAUCGCAGAGCCUUCCUUAAAAUAUGCAUUAAGGUCUAAAACCAAAACCAAGCAAAUCAGGAGGUGAAGUCCAUUUUCUCUCUCUUUAUUUUUUCCCUUCAAUGAAGGCAAUACUUUAUAAGAGGCGGUCUCCAAGAUGAAAUCCCCACUAGUCACAGGUGUGUAGUAGUUAUGUGACCUGCUUUGCGUUAGGAUCAAUGCUGUGCUGCACACACAAUAAUGCAGAGUCUUACUCUUCUUGCUCUAAGAACGGUUUUUACCUGUGGGUAUACAAACCCCAUCAGCAGUGGCAGAGCUGCUGGUGCUGCUUUGCUCUUCCAGCUUCGUCUAGCAGAGCCAGCUGGGGAGCAAGGACUGGAUGAGGCCUGGUGAAGGCAAGGGGUGGGCUGUGCCAUGGGGAUAGAACACUUCAUUUUCAACUGAAUGCGGGCUCUGAUCCUCACUUUGCUCUUCCCAGCAAAUCUGUGGGAUUCCAGGAUGGAAAGGCUACAUUUCUAAAGUGGAUGCAAAAUAUUUAUGGCCACAGUGUGAAUUUAUGCAGCACAAUAAAUUAUAUCUCUGUACAGGAGAGAACAAUUACUUGCUAUUUUGUGGUAAUUGACUGGCAAUUUGCUCUUUUUUAGGUAAAUUUAUCAGCAAGAUAAUUGUUCGAAUAUAGACUGAGCACUCCUAAGUUGCAGAGUGGUCAGGAAAGCUACGGGUAAGGUGGUAAUUUCUAAACAAAGCCCAUUGAAGUGGCUUAGGCUGCUUUAUCUCGUUUCUCUGGCUAACAUUCCUUUGGUGGCUGUCACGUGUUUACCAACCAGCAGCCUUCCUUGUUCCUUGGGACUUUAAGUCAACAUGUACACACAGAGAAAGAGCAAGAGCACCACUCCUGCUCCUGAAACUCGGGGCUCUGCAGCUUUGCCCAGCGUGCGUGUACACCACAUGUCCAAAAGAUUUAGCAACCUGCCCCGGGAAGAAAGCUGUGAAACGUAUUAUUUGUGAGAAGAGUGUUUUUGGGGGGAUUUCAUUGCUGGUUUGACUAGUUUUGCUGCUUUAUGUAACAGCAAUUAGGACCUUGGGGCUGAAAUGCUCAGCAUGCCACCACUGUGAAUACCACUGCAAUGGUGCAGCUGAGGAGUCCACAUAUGGUGCUGUUUUCCUUUAUAGCCCUGACCUCAGCUUAAGGGUGGGCAAGGUGACUCCUGAGAUCCCGAUAGCCACGUGCUUUGGUCAAUGAAUAGAGGAAGUGACUGAGAAACCUUCUUGCUGUUCCCAUUGUCCCCAACAAGAAACUUGUCCUUGCAGUGGGGCUGCUGUCAUCAUUUCACCCCAGAUAACUUUCCUACAGUAGCUGCUGAUCAUUGCCAAGCAUGAGGCUUACUGCAGAUGGGCUCCUGUGCUUUGCUGUGCUGUGACACUGCUGAUGGGGAUGAGGACACGGAGGUACGCAAACUCUCCAAGUGAAUCUGUUAUGGCAAUUGCAUUCAUUCACCUGGUCCGUUUGGAGGUGCCCAGAAGGCUAGCAGAACUGCUAUGAAACCUGCUGCAAAGCAAAUACCCAGCUAGAUUCAAUGAAGUUACUCCUGAGGCCACUGGGUUUUUGUCUGUAGUUGGAGUCUUCGUUGUCCUCCUUGCAGUCCUCUUCCUCUUCAUCAACAAGAAGCUCUGCUUUGAAAAGAGAGGUGGACUCUCAUGCCUGGAACAAGGGAGAAGAAAACACUACAGAGAAAAGUUUAGAGUUCGUGAGGGCCUUGGUCUGUUGAUGGCUGUAACCAGAACGUGCGUGCUUCAGAAAAGCUCCCUGAAUUGUAAGUGACAUGCUGGCAAAACCGAACAACUGAUCACCAGAUACCGGCAUAGUGUUAAACAUGGCUUCUGAGGCUGCUCAAAAUUUCCUCCAGCCACUGUCAUCUUGGAUGUCUCAAAUAUAUGAAGCUAUCCAGCAAGCAGGAGACUCUAUAUCAGCUUCAUUGCUGAAUUUGAGCGGAGUGGGUCGUAAGUCAGAGGAAGAAAGAAACCGGGACUUGGAGGACAAUGGAGGAGUUUAUGAGAAUUAUUCUGAGGAAUCAGAAGAUGAAAUACACAUGGACCUGUGGGAUGAGGAAUACACAUAUCCUAGAGAAGACGGUCACAUUGGGGGUCCUGUUCUUGCUUCACAACCCCUCCCUAGUGGCUCUGACCUGGGUCUCCAGAGGCAAAAAUGGGUCAAAAAUACAACCAGCUUACCAGAGCAGAGUGUUGAAAGCACCAGGCCUUUGGCAGCCAACGGAUCCUACUGGCUGAAUGAAGAUUUCCAGCCACUUGAUCGGCUUCCUACUAUCGCUGAGGAAGAAGGUGAGCCCUCUGUGAGGGUCAGAGACCACGAGAACAACCUCAGCGUGGGUGGCUCCACAGAAAUUCAUAAUGGCAAGGCAAGUUUUGCAGAUCUGGAUGGACUAAGCCAACUGAGUUACCAAGACAACCUACCCUAUCGUGAAGAUGACCACGUAUCUGUUGAUUCAAGAAGAACAAUGGAGAGUAGGGGUGCUGGGCAGCAUAAAGGGCCUAGGAUGGAGUCCAGCACUGCUGAUGGCAUUAGCCAGCAAGCCACCCAUGGAUGUUUGGAACUGGAGACAACAUUUUCCAACCAGGGAUUUGAAGGAAAUGAUGCGACUGACAGCUCAUCAGCGUGGAGCCCUGAGGAGCAUGAUGAAGUAAAUAGUGUACCAGAUCAUCACAGUGCUCAUCAGCCUGUUUGUAGAUGUGGUGAUCUAGAUGUCAUCUUCACUUAUAAAGCCUCAAGUCAAAAGCUGGUGGUUACUGUCUUGGAGGCCAGGGACAUCCCAGACAAAGACCGCAGCGGUGUGAACACCUGGCAAGUGCACACAGUCCUGAUGCCGAGCAAGAAACAGAGGGGUAAGACAAGUGUUCAGAGAGGACCCGUCCCGGUGUUCAAGGAUAAAAUUACUUUCAGUAAGCUGGAGCCACACGAGUUAAGUGGCUACGCCAUCCGUUUCCGCCUCUAUGCCGUGCACAAGAUGGUUGGAGAGAAGAUGAUGGGAGAACAGCUGUUCUACCUGAGCAACAUCAGCCAGGAAGGGGAGGUGAAGGUGACACUGAUCUUGGAGCCAAGGAGUAAUUUGACUAGUGCAGACUCUCAGCUUAGUCUGUCAGCAAUCUCUCACAGUGAUAGCACUUCUUCAACACAGUCCCUGUCGCAUGGAGGGGUGCCAGAGCUGCUUGUGGGCUUGUCGUACAAUGCCACUACGGGGCGGCUGUCAGUGGAGAUGAUCAAAGGCAGUCAUUUCCGAAACCUCGCAAUUAAUAGGCCACCUGACACCUAUGGAAAGCUCUGCCUGCUCAACUCCAUGGGCCAGGAGAUGUCUCGCUGCAAGACCUCCAUCCGCCGAGGACAGCCCAACCCCGUCUACAAGGAAACUUUCAUCUUCCAGGUUGCCCUCUUCCAGCUCUCCGAUGUCACGCUCAUGAUCUCCAUAUACAACAAGCGCAGCAUGAAGCGCAAGGAGAUGGUCGGCUGGAUUUCCAUGGGGCAGAACAGCAGCGGGCAGGAAGAGCAGAGUCACUGGCAGGAAAUGAAGGAAUCAAAGGGGACACAGGUCUGCAGGUGGCACACACUGCUCGAGUCCUAAUGGUCACAGGGGCAGCCUGCGGGUCCUGGGACUGUGGGCUGUGUUCCCAGUCAGCAGGAAGCAGCUAUCCCAUGGCAAGCACUGUGCUCUGCCAGGUCUUGUACACUUUAACCUGACUGUCAGUGCCACCUGUCAUGAGCACUGGAAGUGGCAAGGCCUGAGAAGCAAGUUUACUUCUUGUCUUUGCAGGUUUCCCUGCAUUUUCCAUAUCCAAAUAAUUAUCCCAAGGGAAAAGCAAUGGGCAAACCUACAACAUCCCCUCUUUGGGCCUUGUCUUGCUCAUUUUAUCAUACGCCUAACCAUCGCAGUCUGAUUUUGAUGCUGUUUUCUUCUGGGGUAAAUUCUCCCUUCCUUCCUUUCCCUUAUUUAUAUUAAUGAAGUUUGCAAACAUUCUUGACGCGCAGAUAGCUCACAGAUAGGCUAAACUGCAUGCAGAUCACGUUCUCUCUCUCAUUAUCAUGUUUUUGAGUCCUAGAAAUAAGCAUUUGGUACCACUAUGGACUGGAUUUUUCAGGCAGCAUGGGAAAGCACUGUUGAAUUCUCUGUCAACUUUUAAGUGCCUAGGCAUUACUACUGUCUCCUGUACUAACAAUUGAUAUUAUUCAUUAGGACUUAAUACUACCAAUAUUUUUAAUGAGGCACCCUGUGCACUUGUUAGCCUGUAUUGCCAUAGGCGUGCAUGAGAGGUAACUAGCAUCGGUUUUAUAUCGCAGUUAUACAACGCAUGUUUAGAUGCUUACUUGAAGUUCAUGGCUUCUGUCAUCAUGGAUACCAAAAAAAAAAAAAAAAAAAAGACCAGACCAAGCUGCACAUCCACCUUUGUGCCUGAAUCACACUUUUCUGCAUCGUUUUGGCCGUGUGUUACUUUGCUCUGUAAAAGUGAGGUUCAUUCAGAAAAGCGUUCCUGUGAGCAGUGCACAGAAAGGCCUUCUGGCUGUGGUUUCUCUCACUCAGUUAAGCACAACUCAAGUUCUCUGAGGGCUCUUGUUCAAAUGUUCUAUCCUGUAAUGUCUUCUGGGGAUCUGAAAAGGGACCAUUUUUGGCAUGCUGAGCAGUAGGGAAUGCCAGACCACAUCACUUCAUCUUUGGGGCAAGCUCUCCUACAGGCAAGAAAUAGGAUCCAGGGGACCCCUCCUAGAGGGGGUGCUGGCUCUGACGAACCACACCGGAGAAAAGUAUUACGUUUCCUGCCUCUGACUGAAACCAGUGCAAGGAGCAGGCUUGCUGGAUGAGGUGAUGACACUUUUAUGUAGUUAUUCUUCGGACUCUUUUUUGUCAUUUUCCAUUUUAAUCUUUUUUCCUGUCUCUGUGAGUUAAAGUCAAAAAAUGAAAAAAAUUGGAGUCAAUGGAUAGGGAACACGUCUUCGUCUGCUGUCUCACUAUUGAACGUUUAGCAGUCGUUAGCUGUUGCAAAGCUGCGUGUGACACAGCAAAGGAUGUUCAUCCUCUCGUGCAGUGAUGGUACGUAGACAGUAAGGUGCCAAGACAUUCAAAUGCUAUCAUCGGCCUGAUUUCGAUUCCCUGUUCUCUUUAGAAGAGGACUGGCAUUUCUUCAUUCCUGCUGAUGGUAAUGAGACAGGAAAUAUUCUGCUGAAAAGGUUUCUGAGUCCUGAAUCACCUCAUGUUUUGUUUUUGUCGUUUACUAAGACCUGGCACCAAACUCUGCCUCCUGCACCACAAUUGUCUCCUUCCCUUUGAUGGUGCUGUGCAGAUCUAACCAGUGCAAGUUUGGGCACUGGCUUUUUAACCAAAAUUGAGCCUGGGUGCUGGUUUGCCUCACACCCAGUGAAGUGCUAGACUUGGGUUAUCACUUGGUGUGAUGCACACAGGCUUUGUCUGCCCUCGCGGGGCAGUCCAACAAGAAAGAAUAAUCUGUAGGGAGAAGGACUGCAGGUAUAGGUGAGACAAAUUAUCCUACAGGUCAUGGUUAUAGAUAUUCUUACACUUACCUGUCUGAGCACCAUUUCCAGUGAGACUGGUGGGUGUCCUAUGCAGGAGGGUUGUCCUCCACUGCCUAGAUAAGCUGGCAUAGUAUCUGCUUUGCACUACUGGAGCUUUGUAUCGCAAAGCAGGAUCUAACCCAAACAGAACUACGUUUUUGACUGCACUGUUAAUGCUGCUGUAUUACCAAUAGGAGAGAAAAUAAGCAUGUGAGCGGUAAUGAGCAGAACAGGUCUGUGUUUCUUUUACCAUGUACUUUUCUUCUGGAAGAAAAAGUACAGAAAACAGCCCAAUUCAAAAGGUGCAUUUGCUGAUUUCAGAUGUUUUCCAAUCUCUGCAUCUGUUUUUCCUGAACUGCACAAAAUGUAUAUACAAGUGUUUAUAAGCAAUUUUAUUAUCUGAAAUGUGUAUGUAUAAUAAACUUACUGAGAUUCUCUUCGUUACUUCUUGAACCUGCAAAGUAUUGCUUAUGCUUAAUUUAAUGAUUAGCUAAGGGAAAAGCAUAACUUGAUAGUAUGUUUCAGAAGUGAACUGGAGAUAACCCAGGUUUUUAAUUGUCUGAUUAAAAAGAAAUCUUGGAAAA